AUGGCUGACUCCCUCGUUGCCCGCAAGUAUUUUGACGGGAUCUACAUCCCCAUGGGCCUCAUCGUCUUUGGCACCUUUAUUACGAAGCGGGAAUGGUCUCUUUAUGCUGUUAUCUUGGCUCUGUCUCUUGGUGCAUGGAAAUUCACCAGCAUGCAGCCCAAGAAGGUGCUCAAGCCAGAUGCCUUCCAAGAGUUUGAACUCAAGGAGAAGACGGUAAUCUCGCACAAUGUUGCCAUCUACCGAUUCAACCUCCCGUCGCCCAAGGCCAUCCUCGGCCUGCCCAUCGGCCAGCACAUUUCUAUUGGCGCUGCCAUUGAACAGCCCGACGGAAGCACCAAGGAGAUUGUGCGGUCCUACACUCCGAUCAGCGGCGACCACCAGCCUGGGUACUUUGAUCUUCUCAUCAAGUCCUAUCCCACCGGCAACAUCAGCAAGAUGAUGGCCAGCCUCACCGUGGGCCAGUCCAUCAAGGUCCGGGGCCCCAAGGGUGCCUUUGUCUACACUCCCAACAUGGUGCGCCAUUUUGGUAUGAUCGCUGGCGGUACUGGCAUCACUCCUAUGCUCCAGGUCGUUCGCGCCAUCAUCCGCGGCCGCGCCGCUGGCGACAAGACCGAGGUCGAUCUCAUCUUUGCCAACGUGACAAAGCAGGACAUCCUUCUUAAGGAGGACCUCGAUGCUCUCGCCCAGGAAGACAAGGGAUUCCGUGUGCACUACGUCCUGGACAAGCCCCCAGAGGGCUGGACCGGCGGCGUUGGUUUCGUCACUGCCGAGAUGGUCCAGAAACACCUGCCCAAGCCUGCCGACGAUGUCAAGAUUCUGCUCUGUGGUCCUCCUCCCAUGGUCAGCGGCCUCAAAAAGGCAACUGAGAGCCUUGGUUUCAAGAAGGCCAAGCCUGUUAGCAAGCUGGAAGACCAGGUCUUUGCUUUCUAA
Messenger RNA from Thyridium curvatum, 930 nucleotides. RefSeq lists its product as uncharacterized. The transcript is spliced from 4 exons. Gene Ontology annotation, molecular function: oxidoreductase activity. The coding region runs from base 1 to 930 and encodes 309 amino acids. Gene Ontology annotation, cellular component: endoplasmic reticulum. The record is from RefSeq and is a predicted model, not a curated record. Lineage: Eukaryota; Fungi; Ascomycota; Sordariomycetes; Thyridiales; Thyridiaceae.